GCGCUGGGCUUCUUUGGAGAUCGGUCGUUCUGAGUCCUAGGGUUUUUUGAGCAAUUUGCGCGGGGGAGGGAGGGACGUAGAUGAAAGGCGAGAGGACGGUGAAGAGAGCCUCGUUCGGCCACGCGGCGGCUAGGAAGGCUCUGUCCGACAUCACCAACUCGCCGCUGCCGGCCGGAGCCCCCCGCGACGGCGGCGGGAAGCAGCUCCGGCUCUCGCCGGCGGCGAAAGACUACGUGAAUCAGCUUCUCGAGGAGAAGAUGGCUUUGAUCAAAGUUAUCGAAGAGAGGAAUAAGAUGAUCGAACUGAGUGGGGCCGAGUUGCAGAAACUUCGAAUCAAUUAUCAGAAGAUCCAGCUGCAGAAUUGGAAUCUCGCUCAAGCCAACGGUCAAAUGUUAGCUGAGCUUCAAUCUGGAAGGGAAAAGCUGAGAAUACUCCAACACGAGCUCGUAUGCAAGGAUACUGUGAUCAAAGCAAAGAAUUCGGAACUACAGGGGAAAGGAGAGGUAAACUGUCAGAAGAAAGGUUCAAAGAUUAAGGAAGAAGAAGAAAAGGAAGCAACUGAAUCCUUGCCAAAACCAGAUGAUAGAGCAAAACCUUGUAAUCGUGACACGAAGCGCGGCCAGAAAAGCCGAUCCAUGGUGCCUUUCAGUACCAGCAAACAAGAUGACAAGAAGGAGAAGGUUGAAAACAAAAGGCGCUGUGUCAGGCGGCAUUCAGCAAGAUUCGAAUCCCAAGAGCCAGAACCUCCAGAAAACUUGUUUGAGAUCGAAACUGCUCAGUUUCCCAUUAGCAAGCCCCUUGACAUUAAGGAAGAUAAGGAAGCUGCUCCAACCACAUUCCCUUCCUCCUCCAGCAAUAGGGAAGAUAGGGAAGAUGAUUGUGCCUCAGAAGUCGAAGAAAAGCCGGCUAGAAAAUCUUCGUUCGGUCGACCAUCUCGCAGAGCAGCCGAGAAGGUCCACUCCUACAAAGAAAUCCCGCUCAACAUAAAAAUGCGAAGAUCCGAGUAAGCAGGAAGCCCGAAAUUAACAUUUCCCACCUCAUUUUGUAUGAUAUUAACUUGUGAAAUUCUUGGAUAACCGCGGUCCUAUUAUUAUUGCUAUCAAGGACUUCCAUCCUCAUGGAAGCUAACCGGGCCAGGUUCACGAAAUCUCUUCUGUAUUGUGAGUAUGAAUUUGUAUGGAGUACAAAACUGAUUUCAUUGCCGAUGUACUGUUUCGCGUAACAUGUUUUCCGAAUUCAUUGAGAUCA
Syzygium oleosum is the source of this 1248-nucleotide messenger RNA. Its product is annotated as SHUGOSHIN 2. Gene Ontology annotation, biological process: maintenance of meiotic sister chromatid cohesion; meiotic sister chromatid segregation. The coding region runs from base 81 to 1007 and encodes 308 amino acids. Gene Ontology annotation, cellular component: nucleus; chromosome, centromeric region. The record is from RefSeq and is a predicted model, not a curated record. Lineage: Eukaryota; Viridiplantae; Streptophyta; Magnoliopsida; Myrtales; Myrtaceae. The transcript has 9 exons.